This is a messenger RNA of Galdieria sulphuraria, 2671 nucleotides long. Its product is annotated as epidermal growth factor receptor substrate 15. The coding region runs from base 152 to 2002 and encodes 616 amino acids. The record is from RefSeq and is a predicted model, not a curated record. Gene Ontology annotation, biological process: endosomal transport; endocytosis. The transcript is spliced from 2 exons. Gene Ontology annotation, cellular component: plasma membrane; cytoplasm. NCBI's taxonomy places the organism in Eukaryota, Rhodophyta, Bangiophyceae, Galdieriales, Galdieriaceae. Gene Ontology annotation, molecular function: protein binding; calcium ion binding.
AAGCAACAAGACCCAAAUUCCAUUUUGCAGUGUUAGAGAAUGUGGUUUGGUUGAUGCCCAUUUGGGUUUGACGAAUCCAACUGGUUAGGCUUUGUGAUAUCCAACACAACUGCUGGUGAAAAUAAGAACUCUUAUAUUAUCCUAGUAGGAAAUGAAUCCUUAUUAUUACCAAGGUGGUCCUGGAGUUGGCGUUCCUCCUCAACCAUAUGGCGCACCUCCAAGUUACCCUCCUUCCCAAUAUGGAAGAGGAACAAGUACUACGUAUGGUGCAGGACCUUAUGGAAUGUACCAACCUCCUCCUGUUCCUUCAACCAAUUAUGCUAUGAAUUCUCCUUAUGGUAUGUAUCCCUUACCGCAACAACAACAACAACUAUAUCCUAUGUUCCCUGGUUCUGGCGCUAUGAGACAACAACAAGCACCUCCUCCCAACGCACUUCCAGCCUUGACUUUUGAACAAAGCGGAAAUGAAACAAAGCACGGCAAAGAACAAGGAAUUCGAAAAUAUUUACAACUGAGCCAACAAGAACAACAACAGUAUGCAAUGCUCUUUCGUGAAGCUUCCAAAGGUUCGGGUACCGUUUUAGGUAGAGACGCUGUGCAAUUUUUUGGACGAGCAGUGAACGUGGAUCGUGCCACUUUGAGAAAAAUUUGGGAUAUUGCUGACUAUCGUAGUGCUGGUGAGUUGCGUAGAGACGAAUUCUACAUAGCUCUUCGACUGUUGGCAAUUGCACAGUUGGGUUAUGAAGUAUCCAAGAAGACGUUGAAGCAGUUGAUAGGGAAGGAUUUGAUUCCCGAACUCAAAGGUUACAGCAAUGAACCGUCACAUCCCCCAAUACCGAUGAAUAUGUAUCCAGCUAGUAACUUGACACAUCCUCCUCCACAAGGUGGUCCUGCAAGUUAUCCUAACCAAACAAUGCAACAAGACUUUUGGGAACUAAAACCUGCAGAUUGCAAGAAAAUAGAUCACCAGUUUGCAGAAAUGGACAAACCCAAAAAAGGCUUUCUGGCAGGUUCCAAAGUUGCUGGAAAAUUGGCAGAGUCAGGGUUACCUCGUCCUGUGUUGAAAAGGAUAUGGGAAUUAGCGGAUGUCACUGUGGAUGGGAAACUUGACUAUAUCGAGUUUCGUAUAGCGAUGGCGUUGGUAAAUGGUUCGAAGCAAGGAUACCCAUUGCCUCCAUCUUUGCCAGCGAGUUUACAUCCAGAAAGACUAAAAAAGAUUCCAUUUGCAAGAAAAACUGGAAAGACUUCCCAGUCCUCGAUGAUGCCUGAUAUGACAAGUCGAACAUAUAACCCAUCUUCCUCAGUUAUCUAUGCAUCUUAUGGACCUGGAGCUGCAGCCUGGCAAGAGAACCCAUCUGAUCUUGUACGAAAGACACGUGAAGCAGAUGAAGAACUAGAAAGGACCCGGCUUGAAUGGUCACAAGUGGAAAAAGAAUAUCAAGAUUUGGAAGAAGAAAUACAUCACUUGCGCAAUCAGUUGGAUUCCAAAAAAUGGGAAAUGGACUAUUUAAGAAAUACUCUUCAAGAACGUCAAAAGGGAAACAAAUCCAAGUCUUCGCCAUCUUAUGUUCCUCCUUCUACAUCUCCCAAUGUAUCUCAUCCUUCCAGACAACUUUCUGGGAUGGCCAAUCAUCAUGGAAACUCUUGGUCUAGUGAUAUUUUUACUGCACCUACUUCCAGUGCUCCCUUAACUUCCACAAAGACUCCUGAUAGUUCUACUACCCAUUGGAACGAUUUCUCUGCUUUACCACCUCCUUCUAAUACUACUGUUUUGGACAAUGCAUAUUCCUCUGCAUUGAAUGAUACGGAUGACUUUUUAGAUCGUCCUUAUGUUCCGGAAGGAACUUGGAAUCAGAAUAGUGGUGGUGUUUAUAAUGUAUCAAGAGAUAACCAAUCGAUCAGUAAUAAUAUGAAUGACUGGGCUCAGUAUUACCCCAAUAGUGGUGGUGAUAUAGCUUCAAGUCGUUCUCGUGGUUUAUCAGCCUCCAAAAAGCAUGAAUAAUGACUGCUUCAUAAAGAAUGCAUUUCACGUUGGUUUAUUUUUUGUCACGAUGAGCUUUCAAUUUAUGUGCCAUCCACAACCCAAAGGUUAAUGAUAUCCAUUGUGAUAACAGAAUAUUGGUAUUGGCUUGUACGAUGAAAAUAUCUAAUGGUUGUAUAGCAGUUUGGUUAUUCACUACCAAAGGAGAAGGUUGAAGUCCUGCCGAUAAAAUUUUAGCCAGCAAACGUCCAACAAUAGCUUGUGCUGCUAUAACCGUAAAAAACAUUCCCACUACGGUCAAUAGGAUGCCACUUUGUAUGGAAGAUGCCAGUUUAUUCAUCGCAGUGGUGGUUUCUUCACCUUGUUGUAACUUGACACUCCAUCGUGUAUAUCCCCAAGUCCAUAACACAGAUAAAAAACAAAAAGUCAAUGCUAUACAAGCCGAUAACAAACCAAUCAAAGACGACCGCACCAAAGUAGUAGAAGAACGAAUGGGCGUUACCGACAUUGCGAAUAACAGAAUAACUCCAGCAAUCACAGAUAAUACCAACUGUGCCCACCAGGAAAUCCAACUAUUCUUCCACAAUAAAAAGGCCAAGUACCGAGUGUCUGAAAAAGUUGAAGAAGACAGGGGAGGAGACGUAGGAUUCAUUUCCGUUUUACUAGUAUUAUUCUGAGAGCACAUGUUGA